Messenger RNA from Parnassius mnemosyne (clouded apollo), 675 nucleotides. The record is from the annotation of a GenBank genome assembly. Lineage: Eukaryota; Metazoa; Arthropoda; Insecta; Lepidoptera; Papilionidae.
AUGGAUUGUAACCGUUACAGAAUCAAAACAUGUAUAUUAGAAAAAAACGAAACAGAUUUAGUAGACUUAUUAAACCGUGGAUUUAACCCAAACCUUGAAGGUGGAUGGCCAAUAAGACUAGCAGCUCGGCAUGGAUUACAUUCCAUUGUCAAAUUGCUAAUCCAAUAUGGAGCCAAUCCGCAUCUUAUAAGUGAAGCUGGUGCAUCUACUCUACAAUUAGCGGUAUAUUCAGGCUCUUUUUGGAAUUCGAAUAAGUGGGAUUUCCUUUUAUCGAGCUGCGAUUCAUCUCAGUUAGCAGAUGGUGCUGCUGUAGCAAUUAUAUUUUACAAUAUAGCAGCACUUAAAAAGAUUAUGGAAACAGGACGAUGCAAUACACACAUUCCAACGUCAUUAACUGGGAAAACAUUAGAGGAACUAGCGAAGGGCUAUAAGUUACAAAAUAUUCUACAGUCAUCAAGAAUACAGAGCAAUAUCAACGAUAUUUCACCCUUUUCUUCGCCAGGCAAUACGCGACAAAACAUGGCGGAUUUAAGAACUACAUUGACGCCUCCACCGGCCCACAGGAAUUUAUCACCUUCUGUCGCCAGAUUCUUCGAUCAAACCGCAACUCAAACGUCUCUUACUCCACCACGAAAUAAUAUCGUACCGACGUUUUUACCUUUCACUGACCUAUAA